CCAAGACCUCUCCGACCUCCGCUGCCCAGCAAUUUGGGGAUAUGUGAGUCAUGGGAAGAAUACAGGACAAACACGUCCUGAGAGCAGGAAAAGGCCACUCCUGUUUUUCCCGGUUUAUGAAGAUGUCCUAUGGUCCGUGAGGUUGGCAGUGCCCCAGUGGCAUCCCAUAGGAGCCCUGGCAAACGGGACGAACUUCCCGGAAUCUACCAGCUGCCAGACACGUGGGAGAAACCCCAGGCCUCCUGGGUCCUGGCUGUGGGCCUGGAUUGUGCUCCCAAGUGGUGUUUGGCUAAAACCAGAGACCCUCUUGCAAGAAAAGGUGUCUGGGGCCUGGAUGGAGAACACUUCUCUUGUCUAUGAGUAUGAGCACUAUGGCGAGAUUCCGGAUUUACCUGUGGACUGCCCUGAUGGCACCUGUGUCUCCAUCGACCCCCUCCGCAUGGCCCCACUCCUGCUGUAUGCUGCUGUCUUCCUGGUUGGGGUGCCAGGCAAUGCCAUGGUGGCUUGGGUAACCAGGAAAGAGACCCGCCAGAGUGUCAGUGCCACCUGGUUCCUCCACCUGGCUAUGGCGGACCUGCUCUGCUGUUUGUCUCUCCCCUUCUUGGUGGUGCCCAUCGCCCGUGGGGGCCACUGGCCAUAUGGGGCAGUGGGCUGUCGGGCCCUGUCCUCUGUCAUCUUGCUGUCCAUGUAUGCCAGCGUCCUACUCCUGGCUGCUCUCAGUGCGGACCUCUGUCUGCGGGCUCUCAGGCCCCCCCGGUGGGCUGUGGAUCAUCAGCGAGCGUGCAGGGUGCAGGUAGCCUGUGGGGCAGCCUGGACCUUGGCCUUGCUAAUGACUGUGCCCUCGGCCAUCUACCACCGCCUGCACCAGGAGCACUACCCACCUCAGCUGAAGUGUGUGGUGGACUACGGCGGCUCGGCUGUGGCUGAGAACACAGUGACCAUCACCCGGUUUAUUUUUGGCUUCCUGGGGCCGCUGGUGGUUGUGGCCAGCUGCCACGGUGUCCUCCUGUGCCAUGCGGCCCGACGCUGCUGGCCACUGGGCACUGCCAUCGUGGUGGGGUUUUUUGUCUGCUGGGCUCCCUACCACAUGAUGGGGCUGGUGCUCACCGUGGCUGCCCCACACUCCACGCUCCUGGCCCGAGCACUGCGGGCUGAACCCCUUGUCAUUGGACUCGCCCUUGCUCAUAGCUGCCUCAAUCCUGUGCUCUUCCUGUAUUUCGGGCGGGCUCAACUUUGCCGGUCACUGCCAGCUGCAUGUCGCUGGGCCCUGAAGGAGUCACGGAGCAUGGAUGAAACUGUGGUCAGCAGGAAAUCCACCAGCCAUGACCUGGUCUCAGAGAUGGAGGUGUAGGCUAACGGGAAGCUGAUGUGUAUCCUCCUAUCCCAUUUCACAAAACCGGCUUCAGACAUGUAGAUCCAGGGGCUCAAUGAUAUAUCAUCAUUUACUCCUGUAUUCAUUCAACAAACAUAUGUGCAAGGCCCUAUUAUAGGCACUGGGAUGUAGCAGGAACCAAAACAGACACACACGUCCCUGCCCUCAGGGAGCUGACAUUCUCAUGGAAGAAGACAAACAAUAAGCCAGGAAAGAAAGAAAUAUGAAAUACAUCAAGUGGUGAUAAGUACUAAACCUAAGGGAGACAGAGCUGAGUGGGGCAGGGAUAUAGGUCAGCCAGGAGAGGCCUCUUGGGUAAGGUGAUAUUUGAGCCAAGACCUGAAGAAGGGAGGGAGAAAAACAUUUCAAGCAGACGGAACAGCAAGCGCAAAGGCCUUGGGGCAGAAUGUGCUUGGCAUAGUCCAAGAACAGGAAGAGGCCAGUGUGGGUGGGACAGAGUAAGCAAGAGGGAGAGUGGUGUGAGACGAAGGGAGAGAGGCAGCGGGGAACAAACUUUGAAAGCCUUCUAGGCCAUAACACAUGUUUGGGGAUUCAUGGGAGGGCUCUGAGCUACCAUUACCAGAUAAAAAUACAAAAAUACCCAAUUAAAUUUGAAUUUCAGAUCAACAACAAAAAUUUUCAGCAGGAGUAUGUCCCA
Molecule: messenger RNA, 2030 nt
Organism: Hipposideros armiger (great roundleaf bat)
Lineage: Eukaryota; Metazoa; Chordata; Mammalia; Chiroptera; Hipposideridae
Gene: C5AR2
Product: complement C5a receptor 2
Exons: 2
Coding region: 335-1351 (338 amino acids)
Biological process (GO): positive regulation of cytosolic calcium ion concentration; chemotaxis; phospholipase C-activating G protein-coupled receptor signaling pathway
Cellular component (GO): plasma membrane
Molecular function (GO): G protein-coupled receptor activity; complement component C5a receptor activity
Source: RefSeq, a predicted model, not a curated record